AUGUUGGUAAAUAAAAAAUAUUGUAAGACCCGGGGCGCGCAGGGGCACAGCCUGGACCAGGCCGGAGAUCUAGACCGAGGUCGCUGCUCACCGGUCGCCUGGGGCUGGGCGGUUUUGUUUUCGCCCCCGCGUGGUGCAGCGACGAAGGCAGUAAGAUGUGCACUAGGACCCCCUUUGCCAACCGUGAAUGAAGGAGACACUGAAAACCACACCUCACAUGGAGAUGGGCAACAAGAAGUCACCUCCCGCACUGGGCGCUCUGGAGCUCGGUGUAGAAGCGCCACAGCUUCCUGUGCUGAUGAGCAGCCUCACAUCGGAAACUACAGACUGUUGAAAACGAUCGGCAAGGGGAACUUUGCAAAAGUGAGAUUGGCACGACACAUCCUUACAGGCAGAGAGGAUGCAAUAAAAAUAAUUGACAAAACUCAGUUGAAUCCAACAAGUCUACAAAAGCUCUUCAGAGAAGUAAGAAUAAUGAAGAUUUUAAAUCAUCCAAACAUAGUGAAGUUGUUCGAAGUCAUUGAAACUGAAAAAACACUACUUAAUCAUGGAUAUGCAAAUGGAGGUGAAGUAUUUGCCUGUUUGGUUGCACAUGGAAGAAUGAAGGAAAAAGAAGCAAGAGCUAAAUUUAGACAGGCAUAA
Molecule: messenger RNA, 642 nt
Organism: Sciurus carolinensis (gray squirrel)
Lineage: Eukaryota; Metazoa; Chordata; Mammalia; Rodentia; Sciuridae
Product: MAP/microtubule affinity-regulating kinase 3-like
Exons: 1
Coding region: 1-642 (213 amino acids)
Biological process (GO): intracellular signal transduction; protein phosphorylation
Cellular component (GO): cytoplasm; plasma membrane
Molecular function (GO): protein serine/threonine kinase activity; ATP binding
Source: RefSeq, a predicted model, not a curated record